This is a messenger RNA of Nezara viridula (southern green stink bug), 642 nucleotides long. Lineage: Eukaryota; Metazoa; Arthropoda; Insecta; Hemiptera; Pentatomidae. The record is from the annotation of a GenBank genome assembly.
GAGCAUAAAAAAAAUGUGUCACUCAUAACCAAAAAUAAACUGAUAUGGGUGAACAAAUAAUUUUUUUGUUUCAGUUUUUAUAAAAAAAAAAUAUAUUUUAGCGGGCGUAUGAUAUUAAACGCGUUGACAAGGAGGAACAGUACAAAGUCCAAGACGAGCUGGGAGGGAGGGAGGUAUAUCCGAGAAGCUGAUGAGGCUGGUGUAAAUGACAAUGAGAAGCACGAAAUUCCUUUUGUGAUAAACCCAAGAAUUUAUGAUAUGGUUGCGGACGAUGAGAAGUUUAUCUGCUGUAAGAAACCAGCUGAAUUUGGCUUUGUUGCAAAUGAGCCAAAACUAACUGAAUGGAUUAAGUGAUAGAGAAAAUCUGGUAGAAUACUUGGAAGUCGGAGGAUAGAAAUCCAAACAAGAAAAGAAAGUCUAUAAGUUAAUUUAGGGGAGGACAUUCUCUAAUUCACUUAUCACACUUGUAACCGUUGACAUCAUUUUGUAAACCCAGAAUCAUCAUGAAGGGAAAAAUAUCAGAUAAGGAAAUAGGAAGAGUUGAACAACGGAACUUACGGAACAACAAAACUAGACGAAUGAAUAAUAAAUUAUUAGCAUUGCAAAAAAAGCAAAACGGCCUCAUAUGAUAUUUAUUUAUUU